AUGUGGCUCACAGCACUGGUAGAGGCGGUUGAGGCGGGCGAUGUCGUUGGCGCUCAUCUGUGUGGCCUGACCGAACGCCACGUUGGGGUUUGGGAUGGGCUCCAUGGUCGGACGGUUGUUCUUGGAGAAGGCGUAUCUGCAACACAGGCUCAGGUCACCCCCAUCCUCACCCCAUCCUCACCCCCAUCCUCACCCCCAUCCUCACCCCCAUCCUCACCCCCAUCCUCACCUCAUCCUCACCCUCAUCUUCACUUUACACUCAUCCUCACCCUCAUCUUCACUUUACACUCAUCCUCACCCUCAUCUUCACCUCAUCCUCACCCCAUCCUCACCCUCAUCCUCACCCCCAUCCUCACCCUCAUCCUCACCCCCAUCCUCAUCCUCAUCUUCACCCCAUCCUCACCCUCAUCCUCACCUCAUCCUCACCUCAUCCUCACCUCAUCCUCACCCUCAUCCUCACCCUCAUCCUCACCUCAUCCCACCUCAUCCUCACCUCAUCCUCACCCUCACCCCAUCCUCACCCCCAUCCUCACCUCAUCCUCACCCCCAUCCUCACCUCAUCCUCACCCCAUCCUCACUUUACACUCAUCCUCACCCUCAUCCUCACCCUCAUCCUCACCCCAUCCUCACUUUACACUCAUCCUCACCCUCAUUCUCACCCCCAUCCUCACCUCAUCCUCACUUUACACUCACCCUCACCCCAUCCUCACCCCCAUCCUCACCCCCAUCCUCACCCCCAUCCUCACCCCCAUCCUCACCUCAUCCUCACCUCAUCCUCACCCUCAUCCUCACCUCAUCCUCACCCUUACCUUCAUCCUGAUCCUCACCUCAUCCUCACCUCAUCUUCACCCCGUCCUCUCCCCCAUCCUCACCAACUCCCCCAUCUCCACCCUCACCCCGACCCCCUCUCUUCUCACCCCACCCUCAUCCUCAUCAUCACACCAUCUUCAUCCUGACCCUCAUCCAUCCCCAUCUUUGUCCUCACCCUCAUCCUCACCUCAUCCUCACCUCAUCCUCACCUCAUCCUCACCCUCAUCCUCACCCUCAUCCUCACCUCAUCCUCACCUCAUCCUCACCUCAUCCUCACCCUCACCCCAUCCUCACCCCCAUCCUCACCUCAUCCUCACCCCCAUCCUCACCUCAUCCUCACCCCAUCCUCACUUUACACUCAUCCUCACCCUCAUCCUCACCUCAUCCUCACCCCAUCCUCACUUUACACUCAUCCUCACCCUCAUUCUCACCCCCAUCCUCACCUCAUCCUCACUUUACACUCACCCUCACCCCAUCCUCACCCCCAUCCUCACCCCCAUCCUCACCCCCAUCCUCACCCCCAUCCUCACCUCAUCCUCACCUCAUCCUCACCCUCAUCCUCACCUCAUCCUCACCCUUACCUUCAUCCUGAUCCUCACCUCAUCCUCACCUCAUCUUCACCCCGUCCUCUCCCCCAUCCUCACCAACUCCCCCAUCUCCACCCUCACCCCGACCCCCUCUCUUCUCACCCCACCCUCAUCCUCAUCAUCACACCAUCUUCAUCCUGACCCUCAUCCAUCCCCAUCUUUGUCCUCUCCCCCAUCCUCACCGACCCAUCUUCACUCUCAACCCGACCCCAUCCUCACCCUAUCUUUACCCUCAUCCUCACCUCCUCUCUGA
Knipowitschia caucasica is the source of this 1650-nucleotide messenger RNA. The record is from the annotation of a GenBank genome assembly. Lineage: Eukaryota; Metazoa; Chordata; Actinopteri; Gobiiformes; Gobiidae.